AUGGCUGAUAUUCAGCAACAACUGCAACAGAAAUCCGAGAGCACAGCCACUGAUGCUCGCUCUGAGUUUGAGAGGGGCUUGGAGGAGUUCAUGCGUGGGCGUUAUGAUGAAUGCAUGUCCUUCAGUUCGUGCAGUUCUCCACAUACGACUACUACUACUGAAGAUGAGGAGGAUGAUGGCGAACAGCUUGUGCGGAGGAGGAGGAGGAGGUCGAAUCUUGAGAGUGAUGAUUUGGCAGAGUCUUCUGCUGCCAGGAGGCGUCAAUCGAGGAUCUUGAGUAGGUGGGCUGCUCGUCAGGCAGAGGAGAUGAUCACCACUAUUGAAAGGAGGAACCGUGAAUCAGAGUUGAUGGCGCUUGCAGGCUUGCACACGGUCUCCAUGCUCGAUUCUUCAUUCUUGAGGGAGUCACAGUCCCCAACUUCUAGGCGCCAAGGGAAUGUUGAGAGGCUGAGUACCCGGGACUCCUCUAUUUUGCAGAUGUGGAGGGAGUUGGAGGAUGAGCAUGCAUUGAGUCGUGCCCAGGAGAGGGUAAGGGAGAGGUUGAGGCAGCGGAGGAGCGUGGAUUCUAAUACAAAUAUAUCCAGUACAAAUAUGUCAGGAAGUAGAGAGAGUAAUAAUCAGGGAAGUCUGGAAGGUGCUAGUGAGAACGAGCAUGACUUUGCAACUUGGUCCCAUGAUCAGUUUGGCCCACAGAAUGAGAAUAGGGAUCCUGACAAUUCUAGUCGGGAACAAUCACCUGAUCUAGGGGAUGUUGAGAGGGAGAGGGUGAGGCAUAUUGUUCGGGGAUGGAUGGAGAGUGGCAUUAGUGACCCUUCAUCUAAUGUUAUGCAGGGGAAUGGAAGUCCUGGAGCUGAAUGGUUGGGGGAAACUGAGCGUGAACGGGUAAGGAUUGCAAGAGAGUGGAUGCAAAUGACAAGUCAACAAAGAGGAUCUCAUAGUGGACGCAGGGAAGAACAUAACAGUGGACUUGGUGCUCAAGUUGACAGUGUCCAUGAAAGGUCUGUUGUUGCCCACAGGGAAGGUCAGCCAGAGCAUACUCGCACAGACAUGUUGAGGUUGCGCGGAAGACAAGCCUUGCUUGAUUUGCUUGUCAGGAUAGGGAGGGAAAGGCAGGGGGAACUUCAGGGCCUGUUGGAACAUCGUGCUGUUACUGACUUUGCACAUCGCAGUCGCAUUCAGUCAUUACUUAGAGGCAGAUUCUUAAGAAACGAAAGGCCCGAUGAGGAAGAGCGACCGCCUUCAAGGGCAGCUAGUGAGUUAAAUCAGUUAAGGCAGCGACACACAGUCUCAGGUCUGAGGGAAGGGUUCCACUCCAGAUUGGAAAACAUUGUUCGUGGCCAAGAAGUUCAACAUGAGAAUAAUGACCAAUCUCAAUCUAGACAUCAGGAAAUUGAUGUUAACCCAUUGCCGGGUCAUAUGGCAAAUUUGGAUAGCAGCACAGCUGUUCAAAGUACAACUCAACAAGCUAUUCCAGGUCAAGGAAGCAACUGGCAGGAACAGAUUACUGAAAAUGAGAGAGAAAACGUGCAAGAAUCAACCUAUAACGAGUCUAAUGGAUGGAGAGAUGGCACUUUGCAACAGGAAAAUCCCGUACCUAAUUGGAGCUUGGAAGCAUCAGUAAAUGAAGGUGGAGGUCAAAGUCAGCUGGAAGAAGUCCACGAGGGUUGGCGUGAUAAUGGCUCUCGAGAAGCUAUAGAUAAUUGGUCGGAAGGACCUUCAGACGUUCCAAGAAGGCGGGACUCUCUACCACAUAGAAGAGGCACCAGGUUCCACCCUCAUGAUGAUAAUGUGUAUAGCAUGGAACUCAGGGAGCUUCUUAGCAGGAGGAGUGUCUCUAAUCUUCUCCGUAGUGGUUUCCGUGAGAGCCUAGAUCAGUUGAUUCAAUCAUAUGUAGAAAGGCAAGGCGGGUCUCCUAUUGACUGGGAUCUGCACAGGAACUUGCCUCUUCCAGCAUCCCCGGAGAGGGAUCAGGACCAACAUAAUGAGGAGCAGAAUGAGGAUCAGCAUGAUGCUAUUGGUAGACCUUCAUUGGUAUUACCAUCCCCUCCAGUACCACCAUCUCAACCGCUUUGGCAUCAGGAUUUGCACCACUCCAGUUGGUCUCGUCACCAUCGAUCUGAACUCGAGUGGGAGAUGAUUAAUGAUCUGAGAUCAGAUGUUGCAAAACUUCAGCAAGGUAUGAACCACAUGCAAAGGAUGUUAGAAGCUUGCAUGGACAUGCAACUGGAGUUGCAACGGUCAGUCCGACAGGAAGUCUCAGCCGCUCUUAAUCGAUCAACUGGUGGACAAGGGAUAGCAGAGACUUCGGAGGAUGGGUCUAAAUGGGGUCAGGUUAGAAAGGGUACCUGCUGUGUUUGUUGUGAUAACCACAUUGAUUCUUUAUUGUACAGAUGUGGGCACAUGUGCACUUGUUCUAAAUGUGCAAACGAGUUGGUUCGCAGAGGAGGGAAGUGUCCAUUGUGUCGUGCACCCAUUGUUGAGGUGAUUAGAGCUUACUCCAUACUGUAA
Molecule: messenger RNA, 2508 nt
Organism: Fraxinus pennsylvanica
Lineage: Eukaryota; Viridiplantae; Streptophyta; Magnoliopsida; Lamiales; Oleaceae
Source: the annotation of a GenBank genome assembly